Messenger RNA from Tripterygium wilfordii, 1302 nucleotides. Its product is annotated as protein FLX-like 1. The transcript has 4 exons. The coding region runs from base 190 to 1122 and encodes 310 amino acids. The record is from RefSeq and is a predicted model, not a curated record. Lineage: Eukaryota; Viridiplantae; Streptophyta; Magnoliopsida; Celastrales; Celastraceae.
GUACGAGAUGUUGGUUCGUAGAUAAGCGGCAGGCACAAAGGCGGGACCGUAGCCAAGCCCUGAUUUCUAGUGCUUUAGGGCAUUUUUGUCUGGUUCAUCUUCUUCGUUAAUUUUGUGUUAAUCGGGUUGCUCAGUUUGAAUCUACGAUUGCAAUCCAGUUUUUGGAUUUCUGCAUCGUAGAGACUCACAAUGUCUCGAAGAAACCGUGGACCGCCUCUUCCGAUGAAAGGUGGCCGUCACACUGGUUUACCUGCCGUGGAUGAAAUUCCUUAUGACAGAAUUCCGCCUCAUCCUGCACUUCUUGAGGAACUGCGUGAAACCCAGUUCGGAAUGGGCGGCAAUAGGGUGUUUCCGCCUCACUCUGCGAUGAUUGAGGAGCACCUCGCAUUGCAAAAUCAAGAUAUUCACAAUUUGUUGGAAGAUAAUCAGCGUCUGGCCACAACCCAUGUAGCACUGAAGCAGGAAUUGGAGAUCACCCAUCACACGUUGCAGCAGAUGUCACACUUUGCUGACUCUUUGCGGGCGGAAACGGAUGCCCAGAUGAGGGAGUUGUAUGAUAAAUCUGUUCGGUUGGAGAUGGAUGUUGGAGGGGUCGAGUCUAUGCGAAGUGAGCUUUCUCACGUUAAUGCUGAUAUUAAGGAACUUACUGAAGGAAGGCAGGAACUCACUGGUAGGGUGCAAAUGAUGACCCAAGACUUGACCAGAAUUACAGCAGAUUUGCAGCAGGUGCCAGCUUUGAAGUCGGAGAUUGAGAAUAUGAAACUGGAACUGCAGCGUGCAAGAGCUGCUAUUGAGUACGAGAAGAAAGGAUAUGCGGAGAAUUAUCAACAUGGUCAGGUAAUGGAGAAGAAACUGUUAUCAAUGGCUCGGGAAUUAGAGAAGCUUCAGGCUGAGAUUUCAAAUUCUGGGAAGAGAGCGCCAGCUGCUGCGGCUGUUGUUCGUCCUGAUGCAGGAUAUGGUGCAGAUUAUGGCAAUCAUGAAGUUUCGUAUGCCCGAAAUCCUUAUCCUGCUGGUUAUGGAUUGAACUCUGUACAAAAUAAUGCACAAAGUUUCCCACGGUAUGGAGCUGGUCCUGGCCCCUGGGGAGCGUAUGAUAUGCAGCGUCCUCGAGGAAAUAGAUAGAUUUUUCUCCAACUAAAUGCAUGAUAAUUCUGGAACGCCUUUGGCUGCGACUUGUUUGGGUAUCCUAAAUGUUAUAAAACAUCAUAGACAUUUUCGGAGAAUUCCUUAACUAUUUGGUUCUUCACAUUGUACUGAAAAGUGUUGAACAAUUAAUAUUAGCUUGAGGUGCAAUUUUUUUAA